This is a messenger RNA of Pezoporus flaviventris, 1845 nucleotides long. It is a transcript of the gene HABP4, whose product is annotated as hyaluronan binding protein 4. The transcript is spliced from 8 exons. Gene Ontology annotation, biological process: positive regulation of translational initiation; positive regulation of RNA splicing. Gene Ontology annotation, molecular function: RNA binding. Gene Ontology annotation, cellular component: nucleus; cytoplasm. Lineage: Eukaryota; Metazoa; Chordata; Aves; Psittaciformes; Psittacidae. The record is from RefSeq and is a predicted model, not a curated record.
AGUUUUCGGCGUGUAGUGCUUCGUGGUCACCUCAGCUGCAGCCCCGGAGCGGACCGCGGGUAGGGAAGGGGAUAGGGUCAGUUGUCCGGAACGAUGAUGCAGGGGACGGUGGACAGUCCGGUGGCUGCCUUGAUGCAGGAGAGCUUUGGCUGCUCCAUCGCCAACCGCUUCUACCAGCUCCUGGACGACGAGUCAGACCCCUUCGACAUCCUGAGCGAGGCCGAGCGCCGCCAGCAACAACGCAAGAAGCAGCAAGAAGAGGCGGCGGCGGCAGCCGCCAGGACAGCCGGUCCUGGCGGCAGGGCGGGCGGCGGCAAGAGGGAGUCCCAGAAGCAGCGCAAGCAGUCCGGGAGUCCCCCUGUGCCCUGGGGGCCGCUGGAAACCGGCCAGAAGCGAGCACCCUACUGGGGAGAACAGCAAGGAUUCAAUAACAGAAGAGCAGAGGUGAAACAAGACAAAAAUGAAGAGAGACCAUAUUUCGGAAAAUAUUGUGCCAAUGAAACAGAAAGACAAGUGGAACCUACAGUGGAAAGAUCAACUGAAAGAUUAGACCACCAUGAAAGGCCAGUAAGAGGUUGUGGCAGAGAAGGUGGAAUGUGAGGUAGAGGAAGAGGUAGUGGAAUAAACAGAAGUUUUGAUGACUUUGAUCAGAGAGGAAGAUGGGAGUUUGAAAUACAAAGCAGGAAUGUGAAAAUAUAAGUAGGAGUGAAAGCAGCUGACAAAAAGGGUGGAAGUGGAGCUUACAGCUGGAGAAGAGUUAAAGAUGAUACAAGUGGGAUGGAACAGACUGCUCCUAUGGAAGAAACUGCAAAAACAGAUGAGCAGCCAGGGGCAUCUGGAGGAGAGUCUCUGAACAAAGUUCCUGAAGGAGAGACAAUGGAAGAAGUAGUUCAAGAAAUGACAUUAGAUGAGUGGAAAAGUCUUCAGCAACGGAAUCGACCAAAGCCUGAAUUCAACAUUCGGAAGCCAGAAUCCAUUGUUCCUUCCAGAGCAGUGGUGAUUCACAAGUCAAAAUACAGCAACCACUUGCAAAAGGAAGAUUAUGAAGAUGAUUCUCCUGUCUUCCGAAGACCAGUGAAUGACAUAACAUCUCAGCUGGAUAUUAAUUUCGGGAGUCUUCCUCGCCCUGGCCGUGGAUCAAGAGGAACACGAGGUGGUGGUCGUGGCAGACAAGUUGAGGAGAGAAGACCUCAAUCAGCAGUAAUGGUGGAGCUUGUUGCUCCAAAUCCUGAUGACCCUGAGGAUUUUCCAGCUUUGGCGUGAAGAACAGUCAUGGAUGGUGACAUCUCAGCGUAGUCUCUGAAGGGACCAGUUUUAUGUGGGUGCCGAUAAAAUCUCUUCCAACUGGAAAAGCUGUUUGGGUAUUAGAUGUAGAAUGAUUGCAGAUGUCUGCUAAUGGUGUUGGGUUCUAGAGACACUGGUGGACUGGGAUCUUGUCACAGUCCAGUGUCUGCUUCCAUCUGUGAAAACUGUGUGAAGGCUUACAGUCCUUGACUACAAGGCUUCUAAUGAAGUUCAAGAGUACAGUGUUUAAAAAUGUGUAUAUAGAGAUUAUGUUAAGUUCUCCACAGUGAAAAUGUGAACCAUGGUGAAGUGUAAACUGCACAACAUGGUCUGCAGCUGGGACUCUAUUUCACUGUGUAUUUGAAACCUGCUUUCCCUGUUUCUUUGAGUGAAGAGUAUAUUUCACAAUCAUAUGUUGCAGUUCUUUAUGAGUUUAGCAGAUAAAGGCUCACUGGUUUUGGUUUGAGGUAUUAUUUUCACAAGUCAGAGAAGCAGACUGGACCUUUUGCUGUUUGGAUCCAGUCUGAAAAAAAAAACAAAAACCACACAAACAAAAAGCCC